CCGCAAAAAAAUUCCGUCGCCAAACCGCGCCGGAAGGGACAGUACAAUCUAUAACAAUCGUGGAGAAAAGAAGAGUCGAGUGUCAAAAAUAAAACAGAUACGAGUGGCUGAAAAUUAGAAAGAGCAACUCUAAAAACCGUAAUUACCUAUCAAUUACCACCGAUUAAAUAAAGUGUCAGGACAAGACACCUGCAAACCAGAGGAAUCAUCUCCGUCGUUCAAUAGUAAUAAUAAUAAUCAAGAUUGAUGUGUGGAUAUAACGAAGAUACGCUCUAAAAACUGCAAAAUCGAUUGCUGUAAUGUUCAACUGUCGAUUGAAUUAAUUGAUAUACACGAGAAUUCAUUGACACAAAUUUAAUCUUCACUUUGAUUGAAGUAUUCCAAAAUUGUCGGCCAUACUCAAACAACCGCCGAGCGAUGAUAUACUCCAAACGUCUCUCAGCAAAAAUGUUUGAAUUCUGAAGAAAUCUGAAAUAAAAAAAAAAAAGGAAAUUACCACCGAUAUUAAAUUCACCACCAGCUGAUGAAAACGGUAUUAAAGUGAAGCACUGAUAAAAUAUCAUAAUUUACUGAUAAUCAAUCGAGUCGCGUGGGUGAACACGUAACGAUUUAAAGCGGUCACACGCAAAAAUAAUAUGAGCACCAAAGCGUCGGUAAAUCGUCGGGUUUUGGCGAUUCAAGCCAAGAAAAAACGUUACAAGCAGACGACGAAGAGAAAAGGAAAAAAUCAUCCACAGGGUGACAGUGAGAACAGCGGUGCAACAUGUUCAAAAGCUCCAACACGUCAUUCGACUAUUGGUGAGGGUACACAGGAUGGUAAUGGACAAAGAACAUUUACCACUGACAAUGGAAACAGGUUGGAACCGAGCCACAGCUCGAGCAAUGAGACCAUCGAGGAUGAUGACGAGGUGUACAGCAGUGAGGAAGAGGAGCAAGAGGAUAGGGAUGAUUACUGCAAAGGGGGAUAUCAUCCUGUUAAAAUUGGUGAUCUCUUUUUGAAUCGGUAUCAUGUUGCCAGGAAAUUGGGCUGGGGUCAUUUUUCAACGGUCUGGCUGUGCUGGGAUCUCCAGGAUAAACGAUUUGUGGCAUUGAAGGUUGUGAAAUCAGCAUCCCACUUUACAGAGACUGCACUCGAUGAGAUAAAAUUAUUGAAAGACGUACGUAAUACAGAUCCAAACGAUCCAAAACGCAACAAGACAGUACAAUUAUUGAAUGAUUUCAAAAUAAGUGGAAUAAAUGGUCUCCACGUAUGUAUGGUAUUCGAAGUACUUGGACACAAUUUGCUUAAAUUAAUAAUAAAAUCGAAUUACCGCGGUAUACCUCGUAACAACGUCAAGAGAAUCAUCAGACAAGUUCUCGAGGGAUUGGACUAUCUCCACAACAAAUGUAAAAUCAUUCACACGGAUAUUAAACCGGAGAACGUAUUAAUUUGCGUCGACGAGGCGUACAUUAAAAAAUUGGCAUUUGUAGCAACAGAACUGCAUUCACUUGGUCUCAAGCUUCCAGUAUCCCUGAUAUCAACAGCACCAAAAGAAUUUCAAGAGCCAACACCAAACACGAAGAUGUCAAAAAACAAGAAGAAGAGAAUGAAGAAAAAGCACAAGAGGCAGAACGAAUUAUUGAAAAAACAGAUGGAGCAGAUUCAAGAGAUUGAGGAGCAGGCUAAACACGUUCCUAAUUCCAGUGAAAAUGGUGGUGGCAGUGAGACAAACAGUCCUGAUCAGGAUGCCAACACUGAGAGCAUUGAGGACAACACUGAUUCCAAAGAAUCGCCAGAUAUAUCAGAUCCAGCACCGCCACACCUUAAUGGUGUUGAUCCACUCUCUGAUGGCGAUAAAAUGGACAAUCAGACAGUUGAUGACGAGCAGAACGACCAGAAUGACCAGAAGAAUGAGGACAUCACACCCUGUGAAGUGGAUAAAGCAUGUGGUGAGGAAGUUAUUCUGCCAGAUCCAGAGAUUCAUGAAGAAUCGAAUGAGGAGCCACAGCUGGAUAUUCCCGAUUUGAAAUCAUCGAAGAAACCAUCCGUCGCACCUCUCGAUCCGGCACUCGUCGACUGCGAGGUAGAAGUUAAAAUAGCUGAUCUUGGAAAUGCCUGUUGGGUACAUAAAAAGUUCACUGAAGACAUUCAAACGAGGCAGUAUCGGUCCCUCGAGGUUUUACUUGGUGCUGGGUACAAUACCUCUGCUGAUAUAUGGUCCACAGCGUGUAUGGCUUUUGAAUUAGCUACUGGAGAUUAUCUUUUUGAGCCACAUAGUGGUGCUGAUUACUCGAGGGACGAGGACCAUUUGGCUCACAUCAUUGAAUUACUCGGUGAAAUUCCCCGUAGAAUUGCGCUGUCUGGCAAGUACUCGACGGCAUUUUUCACGAAGAAAGGCGAAUUGAAACACAUCACGGGCUUGAAACCAUGGGGCCUGUACGAAGUACUUACGGAGAAAUAUGAGUGGCCACCCAGUGAAGCCCGACAAUUUGCUAAAUUUCUGAGGCCAAUGCUGGAGUAUGAUCCAACUACACGUGCUACUGCUGCCGAGUGCCUCAAGCACCCGUGGUUACAGAUCAAGUGAAUUUUCACGUGCCCCUUUAUUACCUCUCUCCCAUUUUUAUACUGUGUUCUAAUCGGCACUUUAUAAACUAAAAUCCUUCAGUUUCAUUGAAUCUACGUCAACGUUCCUUCAGUGCUCGCCGAUACAAUCGCGCAAUUAAUAACGAGUGUCAGGGUUUGAUGUCAUUGAUCUCCCCCCAAAAAAAAUCACUGGAUUAAAUCUAAAGAUAAUUGGAUUUUUGGAAAAUUUUAAUUUUUAUUUAGAGAUCAAAUCUUACAUGAAAAUUUGUCAACGAAACGAAAAAUCUUGCCACAACCAAUGAUUUAUCUUCUUGACACUCGUCUCCAUCUUAUUGUUAAUUCGUGUAAUUUAUUGUAACUUCAUUUAUCUCUUUUGUUGAAAUCCUGCCGUUAUUGAUUUUUCCAAUCGCGCUUUUUCUUUUCUUGUGUAAUUUCGGAUGACAGCUUGAAUGAAAUUCAAGAGAAUCGUUAUCGAGAAGCCCGAGAUAUAUUUUUUUUUCGAUAAAUUUUGUGGUGAGAUCGUCCCUUUUGUACGUGAAAAAAGUCUUGUAUGAGAUCCCAACGAGAAAAUCUUUUUUAUUAAUACUCAGAUUAAAUAAUAAGACAUGGGCCAUGCUGCGCGUGCCCACGGAAGAUCUGAAUAAGAGUUCGUUGUAAAAUUAAAUCCAUUUGAUUGACACGAAAAAAAAUCAUGAUUUUUGGCGCCUUCGAGAAGUUAUUUUCUCCCUCGUAUGAAUCAUAAGUGAAAAAUUUUUUAUAAUGCCCCAUUCCUUUCAUGUAAUUCAUAAAAUUACGCAGCUAGAAUAAUCUUUUGAAUUAAUUGUACAUAAAGCAUCAGAUCGGAGAAAUCCAUGCGAUGAAAAUGAAAAUGAAUUAUCCAAUUGAGCGUUUAAUUACAACUGGACAAAUGAAUAAAUUUAAUUUACCAUUACCUUAUCCUCUCGCAUGGAUCUCAAUUGAUCGAGAACUUAUUUGUAGUUUAAUAUCGAUCAUUGACGAUCGCAAAUGCAUAUAAUUGUAAAAUUAAUCAAACAACCGAAAGAUUAACCGAAUGAAGAAAAACUGAGAUGUUGCGUUAAACUAUAAAUGACACGCUGCGAAUUAAUAAAUAAAUUCAAUCAACUGAUUGGGACGAGUAAAUACUGUAGCUCAAUGUUCAGAACGUAAUUUUCGUCUCAAAUAUUAUGGAUUAGCUGUUAAAUCUGAUACUGCGUGUCAUCACACGGAGUUAUCCUUUUUUAGCCAAAAACAAAGAAAAAAUGUAAUAAUGAAUUAUAGUUUGGGAGGAGAAAAUUUUUCGAGGCCGAGACAUGUCAGUGAACUGUGAAUGUAUCCCGAGUGUAGGUCGAUAAAUAUUGACUUAGCGUGUCUUCAUGAAGCUUUUUUUGAUGUCAGUGACUCGGUAAAAGAAAAUGCGAAUGGUAGGAGUAGUUUUUAUUAUUGUUAGUUCUAGAAUCGAAAAGUAAUGGUAUUGAUUCAAUUCCAGAAUCACGCAAGGGUAGAGAUGAGUAAACCAGAGGUACCCGGGGACCUGGUGUGCGUGUAAAUCAACAAAUUGACAGAAUUGAAUAUUGUAGAAAACAAAAUGAUAUAAAAAAGAAAAA
Molecule: messenger RNA, 4167 nt
Organism: Fopius arisanus
Lineage: Eukaryota; Metazoa; Arthropoda; Insecta; Hymenoptera; Braconidae
Gene: SRPK
Product: SR splicing factor protein kinase
Exons: 4
Coding region: 636-2564 (642 amino acids)
Biological process (GO): spliceosomal complex assembly; peptidyl-serine phosphorylation; regulation of mRNA processing
Cellular component (GO): cytoplasm; nucleus
Molecular function (GO): protein serine/threonine kinase activity; ATP binding
Source: RefSeq, a predicted model, not a curated record